UACACAUAUACCCCUUCCUCCGGGUUUCAAACAACCCCUUCCUCAUACCUACACAGUAGAGAACAAUCAAGGAUGGAGCUGCCGACGAAGAUGCUGGUUCUGCUGCUGGUCGCGUUCGGCGUACCGUUUCCGCAUUGGCUAGCGGCGCCACCGAUCACCUUGACUGAGAGGCUGGAGGUUAGCCAGCAGCAUCCCACCGCAGCGACGUACAUGAGCUUCAUGACGCGCCUGGAUUGUGCCGUCAAGAGCACCACUGUCGAGUCGAUCCUGUAUCGCCCGUUGCUGGGUGAACAGAAGCUGUCGACGACGCCGGAGUACUGGGUCAACAUCGAGCUCACGGACGCGGCCGGAAGGCGCCUCCUCACGUUGGCCCUCCGCUCCGACAACCUCUACGUCUCCGGCUUCGCGAACCGGCACGGCGAGUGGUUUGCCUUCAAGGGCCAGCAGGCGAAACUCCCGGGCUCGACGGCGCUCUCCUACACCGGCGACUACGCAGACAUUUUCGGGCAAGGCGUGGGCUACCGCGGCCUAGGCUCCGUCCAGGUCAACCGGCCCCAGGCGUUAGCCAACACCCUCCUGCUCGCCGACUACAGGUCUGGCUCUGGCCCCGACACUGCUCUCAAGCCAGCACUCGGCUUCUUCAUUCUCACCAUCUCCGAGGCGGAGCGGUUCCCCACCCUCCGCGCUGCACUCGGCCGUGCCAUGGACGCGUCGACGCCGCAAACCAUGGGUGAGUCCCUGGUUCGCCUCGCCGUGAACUGGAAGAGGCUCUCCUGCGCCCUACGUGCCUGGGACCGGUUCGGGCGGACCAUGGCUGUGUGGAACGCAAACACCGAGGCGCGUGAGCUCCGGACGAACAUCGGCGUCACGACUCCGGAGGCCGCGCUGGAUAAUAUCCAGCCGCUGCUACGCAGCAAUGGCUGCACCUGGACCCACUGAGUAACGAUGCAUCUUGUGUUCACGGAAUUCUCCGGUUCAUGAAUAAAAUAAAUAAAUCCAUCUUUCGCAAAAAUAAAUAAAUAAAUAAAUCCAUUUGUCAGUUGUGUGAUGUA
Messenger RNA from Panicum virgatum (switchgrass), 1052 nucleotides. RefSeq names its product protein synthesis inhibitor I-like. Lineage: Eukaryota; Viridiplantae; Streptophyta; Magnoliopsida; Poales; Poaceae. Bases 73 to 939 code for a protein of 288 amino acids. Gene Ontology annotation, biological process: negative regulation of translation. The record is from RefSeq and is a predicted model, not a curated record. Gene Ontology annotation, molecular function: rRNA N-glycosylase activity. The transcript is spliced from 2 exons.